CAGGAAGUAUCUUAUUGGCAGGAUACAUAAACACAGUCGUACUGGCAGGCAGCGACAGAGUUGCCUCGAGCUGAACUGAUCCAGUGGGUUUUACCACUUGACAUAUGCAGUAUGCUAUGCGCGCAGCCGUUGAGACGACAGUACGCGCUGCGCGAAGCCAUUCCAAAAAGGAGGGUAUUGGCCAAAAGAAUUCGAAUGGCGGAAACAACGUGACCCAAUCAAUUACCCUUGACCUCCGAAGAUUGAUAUACCACACCUUUCGCUCCUGGAUGCUCUUGACUUCAUUAUUGUUGUUCACGAUGGCGUAUAUGGUCGACACUGCUCUUGUGCAUUCCUUAUGCAAGGCAAGAACAUCGAGAGUAUCCCAACAUUUACCAUUAUGGACAGUGAUCUUGAACAGAAUGGAGAACAUGAACUUGACGACAAAUGGCUUAUCGCUGAGAGGGACUGGAUCGAUCCCAGUCCCGAGGAAAGUUUUCUCGUUGUCGGAAAAGCCUACAACCUAAUGUACCCCAGAAGGUUGUACCCGGUCAAGUCACAGGAGGAGUUCGACCGUUUGUAUGAGCUUUCGAACGAAUUACGAAUCCAGCUUGCGAAAUGGGAGGAACUGGUCGUGCCGGUCAUAGAGGCCAAAGCAGAAUUGAAGCAGCUCGAGGCUGCAGCCCAACGACAGAAGGAGCUUCUGCAACGAGACCAAAUCCGCAGAAGCGUAGAAACUGUAGGUUGCAAUAUCCAUGUAAACGAAUGCUAAGUUUUCUAGCUCAAGCGGCAUUACGAUAAAGCUUUACCAAUAUUAUCGGAGCUCAAGGCAAGUCACAAUGUAUGUGUCCCAAAUCCCAGCUUAGAAGAAACCAACACCUUUUCCAGGCCGCGAUUUCUGAACUCAAGCGAAAGUACCAAUUCAGCGACGAACUCGGUGCGAGGAACGAAAACAAAACCAACAAUAAGACCGAAGCUGACGCGUCGCCACCACGAAAGAGAAGACGGCCGUUUGAUGAUAGCGAUGUGGAGGAGUGCCUGUAGAAGUUGGCCAUGGGCAGGGUCACUUGGGUCUGAUGCGAGACGGACAAACGCCGUACUCGAGUACUCCUACCACAAAUGUAAGCCCAGUUUUAUAUCAAUAAUUUCGAGGCAUCGAAUGCAUACAACACAACUCAUCUCUCAAUAAAACUGAUUUUCCAUUCGAAGUGAAUGAGAAGAAAGAAAAAAAGAGCCAGUCAUUGACAUGUGUCCGUCAUAGGAAUUCAUCACUGCGGUUUCUACACACCUUCUCCUGCUACUUUCUGAAAUCUUUUCGAAAUCCAAGGUUGAGUAGAAGUAAUCUGCGCCAGUACGAUUUCCUGCGCGAUAUCACCAUCACAAUCCAACGUUCAAAUCCACAACCGGGACCCUUCGAGGUGACAACUUUGGCUAGCUGUAUUGUUGAAACAGGAAUUGGGAAACAUCAGAAGCGCAUCAAUCAAAGCACCCCUUCCUAUUCUCAUUGCAAACCCCGCACCAUUUUGCAAGUAUAAUGAAACAAGAGACGCAUUGUAAUUUUGAUAGGCCCGUAUUCCUUGGGUAUAGAAGGGAGAUUUCAUAGAGUACUACUCCGGAAACUUUCCAAAGACUUGUUCCUGCCUUCGGCACCCUUGAACCUUUCUAUGUUAGAUAAAAAAAAUUGGAAAAGGAGCAGUUCUUUCAUGGAUUUAUGUCAAUUUUCUUGAACAGAAAAAGGCAGGACAGAAACAAACGCAUGCCAGUGCCACAACUCUCCGCCUAGGGAGCACAUGUGCGAAACACAGGGUAAACAGACUGCCUGACAACUUAAUAUUCAAACUUCAAACAGAACCAACUUGCAUGUUUAGACAUCAUUUUUUCGAUUUUCGCAGCACAACCUAAUUGAAAGAAACCUGAUAACGCCAAGGACCUUAAGUUACACCGCCGAGAGAGCAAUAGACAAGACAACCAUUCCUAUCCUGACUUGCGAAAUAAAUAAUCCACAACUGCAGGAUUCGAAGCACAUGAAUAUAGGACAUCGUUCACCAAAAAUGGCGUUCAUCGUGGAUUUAUAUUGCCCCGGGAAGUUGUUGUAGGGGGGAUGAUGAUAAAAGAGGACGUCUAUGAGACGGAUCGGACGUAACGGGCUACGACAACGCAGUGAUCUCUCUCGAAAGGUUCUAUGGUGGUCCGUUAGAUAAUGUACGCAGAAGGGGGGCAAAUAUGAUAAGAGGCGGGAAAUAGAAAGCGUGCAUGAAAUGCAUGGCCAGAGGAACUUACCAAGAGUCAGCUGCUCCAAAGGCUUCAUUCUUUCCUCUCUCAUUUUCUGAACUUCUCUGGCGAAAACCUGCUCUGCUGGCGCAGUACUGUCGAUACAGUUUGCCUUGAUAGAAAUAACGAUACCUCCACCAACCUUCAAGAAUAAAUGGGCGUUCAUUCCAACAAUUCGAGCUUGAUCUGGCUGUGCAACAUCUGCGAAGAUAACAUCGACCAUAGAUACCAACAUUCUGUAUCUCAAUGGGUGUCUGGCGUCCUCAAUAAUUGGGAUAACGUUUGUGCGGUGGGUUGCCAUAUUAAUCAGAUCACGACCAGAACGAUGCGAAAACUCGACAGCGAAAACCGUACCAGUAGGUCCAACAAUAUCCGCGACGUGGGAAACAGAGGUUCCAGAAGCGGCACCGAGGUACAAGACUUUUGCGCCAGGCUUGAUGAAAAUUUCAUCCAGACCUCCCAGAACACCUGCAGCCAACUUGCUUCGGAAAGGAUUCCAGACUCGGUACUCGGUUUUGGUGACUUUUGGAGUGCCAUCCUCGUUGGUUCCACCAGAGUUCUCAACACUGACGCGCUUCUCUCCGUAGACCGACUCGCCGGGGCAGAAGUUCUUGGUGACCAACAUGUCUUCCUUUCCACGGGCGACGAAGAUACCGGCGUGACGAUGGGGUUCCUGCGCCAGUUAGACAAUGCCAUCGCAACGAAUAUCUUUUCGCGCAAACUUACAAUUAUGGUCUUUGCGCCUCCUUUUGCCCCUGCUCCUCCUCUGGGUCCUCCACGACCUCUUGGUGCUCCUCUGCCGCCUCCACGACCGCCUCUGCUAUCACCUCGACCUCCUUACCCUCCGGUCAGCUACUUUUGUUUUCAUAAUAAUUCAAGCCUGGUAGAGAGCCAAAGACCAUGAAGCUAUUCAGGGCCUUCCAAUCGCUACAUAGAGCUCGGGGGAGUUGUAAAAACUGACCUCUUCCGCCACCUCUUGAGAAUCCACCGCGGCCUCCACGAUCACCUCCACCACCUCUGGAGAAACCUCCACGACCUCCGCGGUCACCACCGCCACGUCCUCCUCUAGGUGUAUAUGCCAUCUUUUAAGUGUUAAUUGACCUUUGGGAGCUAGUUUUCCCGAUUGAAUGCGGGGUGAAAAUGGUGGUGAUGAUUUUGCUUUGCGAUGAAGCUUGGAGUUCCAGGUUGAAUUUUUUUUGCGGACUCAAAAGCUCAAGCAUAAACUAAUCG
Messenger RNA from Hymenoscyphus albidus, 3480 nucleotides. Lineage: Eukaryota; Fungi; Ascomycota; Leotiomycetes; Helotiales; Helotiaceae. The record is from the annotation of a GenBank genome assembly.